ACAGAGCAGAAUCACAGACCGGAGACGGAAACACGGCACGCACCUCUGAUCCCCCACGGACCCACCCGGACCGACCCGUCCGCCGCGCACGGCACGGAGGAGCGAGCGACCGCACCUCGCCGCCUCACCGCCUCGCCCCACUUGGCCACCUCUCCCCAAGCCUCGGUCCCGGCAUCCGGCAGCGGCGGCGGCGGUGGAGGAGGAGGAGCUCAGCUCAUGGUGUUCUGUUCUGCCCCCUCACUUGGGCCGUCGGGGUAGACCUUGAGAAGGCACGGACCGGCCGCGGGCGGGCGGUAGCGGAGAGCAGGGAUGGGGUACCUGCCGUCGCUGGGGGGCAAGGCGGCGCACCUGGUGUCCGACCUCGCCACCGUCAUCCUCAACCCCGUCUCCGAGCGGGAGAGCCAGCGCCAUCCCUCCCACCUCCCGGAGGCCACUGAAGUGCAAGAAAAUAUGUAUGAUGACGAUGACGAUGAUUCAGUCAAAAACUCUGAGAUUCCUUAUGGCCCUGACACAUCUUCCUUCAGAGCAUUUCUGAUGUCAUUUAUGUCGUCAUCAAACUCCAGCAAUGAUUCAAUGGAAAUCAUUCCUGAGCACAAUAUGGAUAUGGAAUAUCCAACUUUAACACCUGUUGGGAAGGGAAGCAAUGGAAGGAAGGGCCUGCUUAGCAGAGGGAAGCAUUCCAUUGGAAAAAUUAUUAACAAAGCAGGCAGAAUUGGUGGUUUCAGACAAAAGACCAGCUACAAUAUUGAUGAUGGAACUGUUCAGACAGAAUCUGAUGCACCGGGGUUUGAACUUAAGGGAUCAAAGGAAUCUGCUUCACAUGAAAAGUUACCAGCCAUGUCUGAACCAUCCAUGCUUUUGUCUGAAACCAUGCGAACUGUUCUUUAUACAUCUCUUCCUGUACUUGUUCAAGGAAGGAACUGGAUGUUGGUAUACAGUACCUGGAGACAUGGAAUAUCUUUAUCCACUCUGUACAGAAGGAGCAUGCUUUGUGCUGGUUAUUCACUUUUGAUAGUUGGGGAUCGAAAAGGAGCUGUGUUUGGUGGUUUAGUUGAGGCCCCAUUGCAACCAUUAAUAAAAAAGAAGUAUCAGGGGACCAACAGCUGCUUUGUGUUCACCAAUAUAGCCGGUCGCCCUGUUAUAUAUCGUCCAACAGGUGCUAAUAACUACUUCACUCACUGCUCCACCGAUUAUUUGGCAAUGGGAGGUGGUGGUCACUUUGCACUUUAUCUCGAUGGAGACCUUAUGAACGGUUCAAGUUCAACGUCAGACACAUUUAACAACCCAUGCUUAUCACGUUCCCAGGAGUUUGAGGUCAAAGAUGUUGAGCUGUGGGGCUUCGUCAAUGCUUCCAAGUAUGAUGAGAUGCUCACGAUCUGCCGUACUGAGAAGCAAGGGAUCUGGAAUCUGUGACUGUUUACAAUUGACCUGAGUUGUUUACUACCGAUACUUGAUGCUGACCCAUCCUUGUGGCUUGUACAGUUUUGUAGUAUAUAUAGGCCUUGUGAGUUCUAAGAAAGAAUGGUGAAAUACCCCUUUUAAAACUAGUUCGCCAACGGAAUUAUGUAGCUGAAGAAUGUGCAACUCUGGAACAUGAGCAGCUGAUGCUUGUAAAUAUUGUACUGUACCAUAGGUCCAUAGCUAAUAGCUUCAUGACGAAAUGCAGUGAUAAACUGAUUAGCAUACAUUGCUUUUGUCGUGUUUGCUGGAGUAAUAACCAGAGAUUCAAGUCUCGACGAAAAUAAAAAGGGAGAACUGCUUCUUAAUGAUAGAAAAAUGAUCCUAAACUGCGU
Oryza brachyantha (malo sina) is the source of this 1793-nucleotide messenger RNA. Its product is annotated as oxidation resistance protein 1-like. The record is from RefSeq and is a predicted model, not a curated record. The transcript is spliced from 8 exons. Bases 310 to 1413 code for a protein of 367 amino acids. Lineage: Eukaryota; Viridiplantae; Streptophyta; Magnoliopsida; Poales; Poaceae.